AUUUCUGGUUUCCCCCCACGAGGGAGUUUUUGUUGCAAUUUUGUUUUGUGUUAUUUACUUAUACCCAUUGUUUUGCUCGUGUCCUCGCACCUUAAUCCACCCGUUCCUUGACUUUUUUAUGAUUCGAAGCACAAAAAAGGUGCGAAGGGCUGGAAACAAGUUCCUCGGGUUUUCCAGUUACUGUAUAUCUCACUUUGACAAGUGAGAUCUUCAUUUGAUCUUCUGCCUUCGAGACUUCACUGUUGGCUUGCUGAGAUUACAACAAUGCUGAAGAAAGAGUUCAUGCCAUACUGGAACCUGAGUGUCACAGUGUUGCGGGGACAAUUCAAUCAGUCAUAUGACAUUUUGACUAAAUGUGACUGCUACGUCGUUUUAAAGUUACCCACGGCCUGUGCCUGCUGCCAUCGGACCAGGACGGUGAAAAAUAAUAAUGCACCAAAAUGGAAUGAAACGUUCCAUUUCAGAGUGCACAGCGGUGUCAAGAACAUUAUAGAAUUCCACAUUUUUGAUGCUGACGUGAUAACGAAAGAUGACUACUGCGCCACUAUCCUAUUCGACAUCAAUAACCUCACACCUGGACAAAAGCAAACAAAAUGCUUCAUUUCAGAGGAUAAGAAAAAGAAUGAGCUGUGGGUAGAGUUUGAGAUGACAGAGAGCUCUGAGAAGCCUGAGCCAUACUUAUCUAAUGGAGUGCUGAUGGCAGGUCCAUUCUGUGCAUUGGAUGUGAAGGUGCAAAAACGUCUAAAGACUAAUGCUGAGAAAAGCAUGAUGUUAAAACUGCGAGGUGCAUAUAAGGAAGACUGUACGAUCCCGGGCUCUGAAGCCCCCAGUGGCACACAGACCUUAUGCUUCUACAUCAACCGAGACCUGGAGACUGAGUUUAGUCUCAUUCCAGCAAAAGCUGUGGAAGAAGUGGAUGGGAUAAAUCCAAGGACUGAAGGCAUUAUGUCAUCGGUCCCCGUGAAACCAUUACCAGCAAAACAGCAGAUUAACCUCUCCAUGCCUGUUGGACAGGGUGAAGUGGAUCUGCAACUAAGCACAGAAGAUGGCCGCUCUGAUGAAAAGCUGGAUGUCCGUCUGGGUUUUGAUAUCCCUAAGGAGGAAAAAAAAUUUCUGGUGAAGAGAAGAAAAGUCGUGUCACAAGCUCUACAGAAAGCUCUGAAUCUCAGCUCUGCACCUGAGACCAGCAAGGUUCCUUUGGUGGCUGUGGUGUGUUCUGGGGGUGGAAGCAGAGCAAUGAUUGGCACAUUUGGAGGCCUAAGAGCCCUGCAAAAACUCCAACUUCUUGAUGCAGUCAGCUACCUCACUGGGGUUUCUGGCUCCACCUGGACCAUGGCUUCUCUUUAUAAUGACGCUAACUGGUCAAACAAUGACCUAAAUGGGGCUAUGGAGUCUGUAAAGAAGGAGAUCUCUAAAGGUGUGUUCAGUGUAUAUUCCAUCGAGCAGCUACGUCAUUACAAAGAGAAGAUGGAAGAGAGAGCGAAAGAAGGACGCCACGUAUCUAUUGUCGAUAUGUUUGGUCUGUCUAUAGAGUAUCUCAUCCAAGGGAAGAACAAAAUGGGUACGCUAUCUGACCAGCAGAUGGCACUAACAAUGGGCCAGAACCCUCUACCCAUCUACACAGCUCUCAACAUGAAGAAUGGCAAGAAAGGAAAUGUCAUAGAGACUGAAUGGUGUGAGUUCACCCCAUAUGAGGUUGGAUUUACCAAGUAUGGUGCCUUCAUACCUGCACAAAACUUUGGGAGUGAAUAUUACCUUGGCCACAUGGUCAAGAAACUCCCUGAAACUGGGAUAUACUCUCUAUUGGGGAUAUGGAGUAGUGUUUUCUCUCUGAGUCUGACUCAGCUUUGGAAUAUUGUGACUGGAGUGAUCCCAUCCUGGGCCAGCAAUAUUGGGGAAGAAGUGAACAACACCGAUACAGACAACAACCCAUCAACGUCGGACACACUGCACGUCAACCCUAUGACUGACAUGGCAAAAAAGCUGAACAACUUUUUGACCAGCCGCCCCAUUAUUAGCCAAGUGUUCAACUUCCUGAGAGGCUUCCAGAUGCAUAGGAACUACUGUGACAACUGUGACUUCACCGCAUGGAAGGAAACCCAUCCAGAUGCCUUCCCGAACUCUCUGACACCAGCAGACGCCACGCUUGGCCUGGUGGACUCUGCCUUUGUCCUCAAGUCAGGAUUCCCUCCUGUGUUACGGUGUGACAGACAUGCGGACAUCAUUCUGUCCCUGAACUAUGCUUGGGACCCUGACCACUUCAAGGCCAUAAAGCAAACUCAGGAGUUCUGUGCCGAACGGAAGAUUCAGUUUCCGAAGAUCGAUUUCAAAAAGUUGGAGUCUGAGCCGAUCAGGGAAGUUUAUGUGUUUGAGGAUGAAGAGAAUCCAGAGGUUCCCAUAGUGAUUCACUUUCCCAUGAUCAAUCUCUCAUUCAAACAGUUCAAAGCUCCUGGAGUGAAGAGAGAGGGUAAGGCGGAGAUGAAGGAAGGAGAUUUCGAUAUUGACUUCAACAGGACGUUCUGUCCAUUUGCCACUCAAAACCUUACCUACAAGCCUGAAGAUUUCCAGAAGAUGGCCAACCUUUCCACCUACAACAUUCUGAACAACAAAGAUGUCAUUUUAAACAUGCUAAACAAAGUGGUUAAGAGAAACACGUGGUUAAGGAGAAAAUUCCUGUUACAAAGUCAUCAAAAGUGUGAGGCUGGAAUUGAAGACUGACAGCAGGAACAAUUAGCAAGUGUUUUUUGUAUAUUUAACUCUAAAAGGAUUCAUUUAAUAAUGAGUUCAAUCAUUCUUGACCCUCAUGUUGUUCCGAAACUGUGAUUUUUUUUUUCU
Molecule: messenger RNA, 2835 nt
Organism: Pimephales promelas (fathead minnow)
Lineage: Eukaryota; Metazoa; Chordata; Actinopteri; Cypriniformes; Leuciscidae
Gene: pla2g4f.2
Product: phospholipase A2, group IVF, tandem duplicate 2
Biological process (GO): glycerophospholipid catabolic process
Cellular component (GO): cytosol
Molecular function (GO): calcium-dependent phospholipid binding; calcium ion binding
Source: RefSeq, a predicted model, not a curated record